Austrofundulus limnaeus is the source of this 1863-nucleotide messenger RNA. It is a transcript of the gene b3galt4, whose product is annotated as UDP-Gal:betaGlcNAc beta 1,3-galactosyltransferase, polypeptide 4. Gene Ontology annotation, molecular function: hexosyltransferase activity. NCBI's taxonomy places the organism in Eukaryota, Metazoa, Chordata, Actinopteri, Cyprinodontiformes, Rivulidae. The transcript has a single exon. Gene Ontology annotation, cellular component: Golgi membrane. Gene Ontology annotation, biological process: protein O-linked glycosylation. The record is from RefSeq and is a predicted model, not a curated record. Bases 745 to 1842 code for a protein of 365 amino acids.
GCACAGGAACGAACAUCACCGCACAGUGCCCACCAGGUGUCGCCAAAAACCAGCAGGUGUGAUAGAUGCACUGCAGAAGAACAAAAGGACUGCCGCAGACAACCAAACCAGCAAAUUAUAUUACAAAUAUUAACCUUUUACUGUUUAUUUUACAUUUUAUACGGCUGUUAUGUUUUCAUCCGUCACCUGCAGACUUGUUAUUUUGUUACGGAUUUCUACGUAGAGACUUCAGGGCAUCUUUUUUUUAUGUUGUUUGUUUAUUUAUUUAUUUUUUUCAAUCCUGGAGGAGCUUCGCCAUAAUUAGCCAUAAUAUCUUAUAAUCCUGCUGUAAUCUUUUUAAAAAAUAUAUUUUAGUAAGCUUCACCACCUAUUAAGUCUACUGUGAUCUGGCCUUUAAAUAGCUUAUCAUCCGAGAAAUAGGUUGUUUAAAAAGCCAAACACGGAGCAGCGCAUCAGCAUAAUCUGGUUCACAGGCUAUUGGGGCAGCUAAUAAACUUGCUUCAUCGGGCUGCAGCCUCAUCGACUGAUCCCUUUGCGCAGCUGCAUAUUCUGCACAUCUUCUCCUCGGUGAGUGGGCUGCAGCAGCGGAACAAGGCUGCUGCAGCCGCGCUGCGUACAUGACGCGCCGCUCCCUCUCAGAGGAACCAGGACUGGAUCCGAGCGCGAGGCUCGGGAUGUUCGUGAAGUAGACGCAAGGAGCAGAGGAGGAUUCGUCGCCGCUGGGGAUAGAGGAGAGAGAAGGAGAUGAUGGUCGGGAGGGGGCUGUGCAAGCCCCGCUGUGGGAAGCGCAGACCCGGGCACUACCUCCCGCUUCUGUGCGCCGUCACGGCGUGCGCAGCCCUGCUGGCGCUGCUCUUCAUGGACUUCAUCGAGCUGUGGGUCACCUCCAUGGGCAUGAUGGAGCCCGCCGACCUCGUCGCCCCCCCGCAGAGCGUGCCCCCCGCCACCCGACCCGAGGAGUUCCUCCUGAUGCCCAGCCCGCUCGUGUGCCAGCGGGUCAAGCCUUACCUCAUCACCAUGGUUACCUCGGCUCCUGCCAAUCAACGCGCCCGCCAGGCCGUCCGGGACACCUGGGGGGGAGAGGUGGAGGUGAGAGGCCUGCGGGUCAUGACCCUCUUCAUGCUGGGCGUGACCUCUGACCCCGGCCUGGGGAAGCUGCUGAUAGAAGAGGCCAGAGAGAGAGGAGAUCUGGUCCAGGGGCGCUUUGUAGACACCUACUCCAACCUGACUCUGAAGACCCUGGCCAUGCUGGGCUGGGUUCGCAAGUUCUGCCCUCAGGCUCACUUUGUGGCGAAAGUGGACGACGACGUCCUGUUCAACCCCAGUGCCCUUUUGCACUUCCUGAACAAAAGCCGUAACCAGUACGAACAGGGGGACCUGUACCUGGGCAGGGUGCAUCUCCACGUGGCUCCGGACCGUGACCCGGACAGCAAGCACUACCUCCCUUCAGGAGCCUACCCUUCAUCUGUCUUUCCAGACUAUUGCAGUGGUACCGCCUAUGUCCUGUCCCGCUCCGCACUGCUCAAAAUCUCCCUCGCAGCCUCAGCAUCACCUCUGUCCACUCCCCUGCCCCCCGAGGACGUCUUUAUGGGUCUGUGCGCCCGGGCGGCUGGAGUGCCACCCGUGCAUUGCCCUCUGUUCUCUGGCGGUCCAGCGGUGCCAUACGGCCGCUGCUGCUACCAGGCCAUGGUGUCCGUCCACCACAUCUCACCCAAGGAGAUGCUGCAGUACUGGCAGGACAUCCGCGCACCCUGCUCCUGGCUGAGCCAGCGGGCCUCCCUGGGGGUGUGCAAAGUCAGGGCGAUGCUGGGCACAGCCCUGGGCCUGGAGCAGGGACUUUAAAGAGAAACAAACAUAGACUCA